Anisakis simplex (herring worm) is the source of this 861-nucleotide messenger RNA. The record is from the annotation of a GenBank genome assembly. Lineage: Eukaryota; Metazoa; Nematoda; Chromadorea; Rhabditida; Anisakidae.
AUGUUGUUGUCUAUAUUUGAACAUCUACAGCUGAGUGAUGACUCAAUGCUUGGCCAAGAGCGUUUAAAACCAUCUCAGCCAUUGGGUCAGUGCUGGUCAGCGCCUGCAAAUAUCAUAGUUCGUCAACGAGCGCAAGUAACUGGUGGCAACGAGACUGGAAAUGUGGACUGUCCAAGUCCCGAAUCACCGCUGAAUUAUUGUUGGUCUGCGCCCGAGUUCCUGGACGAUACAGACGAAGAGGACGCCGAUGUCGAUCGUGUUCAUGGUGAAAUGAAGGCUACCCUCAAGGGACUGUUCAAAAGAUCUGCCUCCUAUGAGUUCUUGAAAACGUUGUAUUCCGAUUAUGAUGAGCCAAAACGACCGAAUUUCUUGGAUCUCGGCAAUGAACUACCAAAUGAAGCGGCUCUAAAUGCUGUAAACUUCCAAGCAAACGCAGAAGAUGAAGAUGAUCAACCGCCUGUGAAUCAUUUGGUGCCGUUGGCUACAAAUGACAAAUUUGGAUCACUAGAACUUUAUGGGGCAACUCCAUCACCCCAACGUGAAGACGACCGUGUUUUCCAUGUGAAUGAUGAGUCGGAUGAAGAUGAAGACAAGGAAUCUCUUAAUCCCAUAGAUUCACCGGCAGGACAGAGGAUUGGAAGCGAAUCACCGAUUGAAUUCAUUGAUUCGGGCGAUGAAUCCGGUUUGGUUGCGGCCAAUGAAACGACGACCGUGACUCAAGCAAGCCACAGAGCACGAUCAUGCGAUACCAGCGAGGCAAUAGAUGAACGCAGCUUUGAUGAGGGAGAGUAUAAGCUGAACGAUGUUUGGACGUCACAUUCUACUGGACAUUUGGAUGAGAGAAACGGACGGAGAAUUUGG